GUCGCGUCUGGUCCCGUCCAUUUUGCUCUCUUCUGCCUCAUCGUCCCUUCCGCCGUCUUUGUUUUCGGAGUCGCGGUCCUGACGUAACCGACGCCAUGUACGUCAGGAAGCGCGAUGGGCGCCAGGAGCGCGUCCAGUUCGACAAGAUCACCGCCCGCGUCUCGCGGCUGUGCUAUGGCCUCGACAUGGACCAUGUCGACCCGGUCGCCAUCACCCAGAAGGUGAUCUCCGGUGUCUACGGAGGUGUGACAACAGCUCAGCUGGACGACUUGGCUGCCGAGACUGCCGCCUACAUGACCGUGACGCACCCUGACUACGCCAUCCUCGCCGCCCGUAUCGCCGUCUCCAACCUCCACAAGCAGACGAAGAAGCAAUGGUCGGCCGUCGUAAGUGAUCUGUACCACUACGUCAACCCAAAGAACGGCCGGCCGUCGCCCAUGAUUUCCAAGGAGACGUACGAAUGUGUCAUGCGGCACAAGGACGAGCUUGACUCGGCCAUUGUCUAUGACCGGGACUUCAACUACCAGUACUUCGGCUUCAAGACCCUCGAGCGGUCUUACCUGCUGAGGCUCGACGGCAAGAUCGUCGAGCGUCCCCAGCACAUGAUCAUGCGUGUUGCUGUCGGCAUCUGGGGUGACAACAUCGAGCGCGUCCUCGAGACAUACAAUCUCAUGUCCAACAAGUUCUUCACACAUGCUUCCCCUACUCUCUUCAACGCGGGCACCCCCCAGGCCCAGCUGUCGUCCUGCUUCCUGGUCGACAUGAAGGAUGACAGCAUUGAGGGCAUCUACGACACUCUCAAGACUUGCGCCAUGAUCUCCAAGAUGGCUGGUGGCAUCGGCCUGAACAUCCACCGCAUUCGCGCCACUGGCUCCUACAUUGCUGGCACGAACGGCACCUCGAACGGCAUCAUCCCCAUGCUCCGCGUGUUCAACAACACGGCGCGCUACGUCGAUCAGGGUGGCAACAAGCGGCCUGGUGCCUUCGCCAUCUACCUCGAGCCGUGGCAUGCCGAUAUCUUCGAGUUCCUCGACCUCCGCAAGAACCACGGGAAGGAAGAAGUUCGCGCCCGUGAUCUCUUCCUGGCGCUGUGGAUUCCCGAUCUCUUCAUGAAGCGCGUCGAGAAGAACGGCGAGUGGACCCUGAUGUGCCCCAACGAGUGCCCGGGCCUCGCCGACUGCUACGGCGAAGAGUUCGAGGCUCUGUACGAGAAGUACGAGAGGGAGGGCCGCGGCCGCAAGACGGUCAGGGCGCAGAAGCUCUGGUAUGCCAUUCUCGAGGCCCAGACUGAGACCGGCAACCCCUUCAUGCUCUACAAGGAUCACUGCAACCGGAAGAGCAACCAGAAGAACCUCGGAACCAUUCGCGGCUCCAACCUGUGCACCGAGAUCAUUGAAUACUCGGCUCCCGAUGAGGUCGCUGUCUGCAACCUGGCCUCUCUGGCGCUUCCCGCCUUCGUGGACUACAACGAAGGCGUCUACGACUUCAAGAAGCUGCACGAGGUCACCCAAGUCGUCGUCCGCAACCUGAACAGGAUAAUCGACAUCAACCAUUACCCGGUGAAGGAGGCUUAUAACAGCAACAUGCGCCACCGCCCCAUUGGCGUUGGUGUCCAGGGCCUCGCGGAUACCUUCCUGGCGCUGCGCAUGCCUUUCGAGUCGCCCGAGGCUCGCGAGCUCAACAAGCAGAUCUUCGAGACCAUCUACCAUGCGGCGCUGACUGCCUCGUGCAAACUCGCCCAGGAGGAGGGGCCGUACUCGACCUACGAAGGCUCUCCUGUGUCCCAGGGUAUCCUCCAGUACGACAUGUGGAAUGUCAAGCCGAGUGAUCUCUGGGACUGGGAUGCGCUCAAGGCCCAGAUCAAGGAGCACGGUGUCCGGAACAGCUUGCUCCUGGCUCCCAUGCCGACUGCGUCCACCUCCCAGAUCCUGGGGAACAACGAGUGCUUCGAGCCCUACACGUCCAACAUCUACCAGCGCCGCGUGCUUGCUGGCGAGUUCCAGGUCGUCAACCCUUGGCUCCUGAAGGACCUGGUCGACAUGGGGCUCUGGUCCGACAACAUGAAGAACCGCAUCAUCGCCGCGGGCGGCUCGAUUCAGAACAUCCCGAACAUCCCGGCCGACAUCAAGGCGCUCUACAAGACCGUCUGGGAAAUCUCGCAGCGCACCAUCGUGCAGAUGGCCGCGGACCGUGGUGCCUUUAUUGAUCAGUCCCAGUCGCUCAACAUCCAUAUGCGCGAGCCGACCAUGGGCAAGAUCACGAGCAUGCACUUCACUGGCUGGAAGCUGGGUUUGAAGACAGGCAUGUACUACCUCCGCACCCAGGCUGCCGCGCAGCCCAUCCAGUUCACGGUCGACCAGGAGGCGCUCCGCGUUCAGGACACCAGCGUGGUCAAGACCUCGUCGGGCCUAAAGAAGCGCGCUCCUCCUGUUGGCAGCUACAUGUCGUCGCCGACUGCGAUCCCCCGCCCCAUGGCGAUCGUCAACAAGGAGAGCACGAAUGGCACCGGCAGCAACGGCAUCCCGACCCCCACCACGCCGCCCCCCAUCAAGGCGCCUGGCGUUGGCGACAUGAAGACCCGUGUUGUGAACUCGCCGACCAAACCGCCAGCCUUCAAGGCGGAUGUCGACGAGGGCGACAGUCCCAAGACCCUGCCCACCGAGCCUGUCGAUAAGCCCAAGUUGGACGACAUCGGCUCGCCCGCGCUUGAAUCCAAGAAGGAUGCCGAGGACAAGGAAGACGAGAGCAAAGAGCGGGAAAUGGACAUCUACUCCGAGGCUGUCCUUGCUUGCAGCAUCGAGAACCCCGAGGCCUGCAUAAUGUGCAGCGGUUGAUUUGCCUUGAUGUUUGACGAAGCAUGGCGCGACGUAGUGUGAUGAUGGGAUUAAUAUUUGGGCGUGGUUAGGUUUCCUUGGUUUGUGUUUCUUUUAGGGAUCAUUGUCGGC
This is a messenger RNA of Thermothielavioides terrestris NRRL 8126, 2945 nucleotides long. RefSeq lists its product as uncharacterized. Gene Ontology annotation, molecular function: ATP binding; ribonucleoside-diphosphate reductase activity, thioredoxin disulfide as acceptor. The transcript is spliced from 4 exons. NCBI's taxonomy places the organism in Eukaryota, Fungi, Ascomycota, Sordariomycetes, Sordariales, Chaetomiaceae. Gene Ontology annotation, biological process: DNA replication; deoxyribonucleotide biosynthetic process. Gene Ontology annotation, cellular component: ribonucleoside-diphosphate reductase complex. Bases 96 to 2834 code for a protein of 912 amino acids. The record is from RefSeq and is a predicted model, not a curated record.